This is a messenger RNA of Monosiga brevicollis MX1, 423 nucleotides long. RefSeq lists its product as uncharacterized. NCBI's taxonomy places the organism in Eukaryota, Choanoflagellata, Craspedida, Salpingoecidae. The transcript has 4 exons. The record is from RefSeq and is a predicted model, not a curated record. The coding region runs from base 1 to 423 and encodes 140 amino acids.
AUGAAAAUGAAAUCGUCGGUGUGUGUGUGUGUGUGUGUGUGUGUGUGUGUGUGUGUGUGUGUGUGUGUGUGUGUGUGUGUGUGUGUGUGUGUGUUCUGCUUAAAAGGAAAUAGAGCACAGGCGAACGCAAUGCCCUUUCAUUUGGAUUGCGUGAGGGGUUUCAAUGAGCACCAGGCGCAGCAGCAGCAACCCGAGCGAGGUCUGAGUCGUUGCAUCAUUGACUCCUCGCGGCUGAGCGGCGUCCCGUCCAAAUCCUUCACCAGCCCCACCAAGAUCAAAUAUGCCUGGGCCGCCAUCUUCUUUCUCGGGGCAGUGGCCAUGACUGGUGCACGUCUGGGUUUGGACGCCGCCAAGAAGGAGCAUCUGCGCAAAGAGAUGGAGCGCGAGCGCGCCGAGCGUGCUCAGCUCAAGUCGCAAGUCUGA